This is a messenger RNA of Entamoeba invadens IP1, 948 nucleotides long. RefSeq lists its product as hypothetical. The record is from RefSeq and is a predicted model, not a curated record. The coding region runs from base 1 to 948 and encodes 315 amino acids. The transcript has a single exon. NCBI's taxonomy places the organism in Eukaryota, Evosea, Mastigamoebida, Endamoebidae.
AUGUGUGAACUUUCUGGUUAUCACAUAAUGAUAGUCUCGAAGUAUUUCAAGACCACCAACGACUUCAUUAACUUGGAGUUGGUAUGCAAAAAGUUUAGUGGCAAUAUGGAAAAGUUCCACUUCAACCCAAUUCCGUUAAAUUCCAAAACAUUCAAAUAUUUUCCAAACAUUGAGACACUUCACUUGUGGAAUGUAAAAGAUGAGAAUUUUGGCAAUGGAUUUUCUAUCAACACAAAAGAAAAUGAAAAUAAUGCCGUUUUGAAGAGAAAGUUCUUUUGUGUUAUUGUGUGGUUCAAUGUUGAUUUUGAAACUGUUGACAGAAACAAAAGUCGAAACAUUAAGUUCCAAAAUGUGACUUACACUCAAAAUGAUAGAGAGAAAUUUGGUAAUAAUAUUCCAUCAAGUGUGACAUCAAUUGGUAAUUGUUGUUUCAGUGGAUGUAGUAGUUUAAGCAGCAUUGUGAUACCAUAUAGUGUAAAAUCUAUCAGUGAUUUUUGUUUUAAUCAAUGCAGCAAUUUAAGCAGUAUUAACAUAUUAUCAAGUGUCACAUCAAUUGGUAACGGUUGUUUUAUUGAAUGCAGCAGAUUAAGUUGUGUUACAAUACCCUCUAGUGUCAUAUUUAUUGGUAAUAGUUGUUUCUUUAGAUGCAGUAGUUUAAGCAUUGUUGACAUACCAUCGAGUGUCACAUUAAUUGGUAAUUGUUGUUUCAGUGGAUGCAGCAGUUUAAGCAGUAUUAACAUACCAUCUAGUGUGACAUCAAUUGGUGGGAGUUGUUUCUUUGAAUGCAGCAAUUUACGUGAUGUCAACAUACAAUCAAGUGUAAAAUCUAUUGGUGAUUGUUGUUUCUUUAGAUGCAGCAGUUUAAUUAGUAUUACAAUACCAUCUAGUGUCACAUCUAUUGGUAAUUAUUGUUUCUCAUCAAACACAGUAGUUCAUCAAAGCAAAUGA